Molecule: messenger RNA, 1429 nt
Organism: Dromiciops gliroides (monito del monte)
Lineage: Eukaryota; Metazoa; Chordata; Mammalia; Microbiotheria; Microbiotheriidae
Gene: C3H2orf80
Product: chromosome 3 C2orf80 homolog
Exons: 9
Coding region: 264-911 (215 amino acids)
Source: RefSeq, a predicted model, not a curated record
CUGAUGUCAGUGAGCAGGAGCCAAAAAAAGGAGAGAAGGAACACAGGCUUGCAGGAGAAAGACAAGGGAAGCUUCCCGACCUGAAGGCUCAAGCUGAUCUCUUCCAGACCCAAAAGGCCAGGAUUCCAUGACUGAUUUGGGGAGUGGGCGCAACUCUGACUCAAAUUCUCUGCCAUUUGCUGGUGCUGGGUUGGAACAAGCUACCCAAAGACUUCAGGUGCAGUGGAAGCAAUCUUUCUGCUUCAUUAGAUAAAACUUUAUUCAUGGAAAGAAGACUCCUGAAAAGAGAAAUAAAAAAACUCCUGUGUGAUUAUGUUGGCAUCAGACUUCGGGAAAAUGAAUUUGAUCCAAAGGGAAGAAACCAGUUCACCUAUCUAGAUGAGAUGGCUCAUUAUGAUUUGGCCAUCAGCGUCGCUUUACAGUGGCUUGGUUACAAAGAAGAUCAAAUACAUUUGGAUUGGGAGAAAGUGAAGGUACCAUUCCAUUGCAGGCAUGUAUUUCCUAAUCGUCUUGAACGAGAAGCUAUGAUUUUAUCAUUUUAUGCUGGGAACCUAAUGAACAGUCUUCCAGUUGAAGAAAUCUUUGAAAUUUAUGGCAUUCACGCCUCUGCAAAGCACUUGCCUGGUGCUAAGAGGGUUCCUCAGGCCCAAAAUAUUCAUCUCUCAUCACAUCCUUUUGCCAUGCUAACAGCUUCCAAGGCAGCAGAACAUGCUCAGAAACAAAGUAUCAAGUUACGAAGGAAAAUAGCCCACAGAAAUGCCACCAACAGCUCAAUAACGACAAAGGCUAUGGAGUCAAAAUCACCAAAAAGCUCAGAAAAACAGCCAAAGACAAUAGUCUCUAACGAAGCUGAAAUUUGGGACCAAGGCAAUGAGAGAAUUGAUGACCAACAACACAAAAGUACCAUCUGAGAAGACAAUACCUUGUGCUCACCUCUUCCCAUAGAUACCAGCUCCAAGCAAUACUGGCCCUGCCCCUUCACUGUACUCUUGUGUUUUCUGCUAUUUUGUUUUUGUUUUCUAGGAAAGUGAACUUCCUCUGACUCAGGUUAUUCAAAUAGGUGUGGACCUGGCCCUGUUCAGUGAUUUGGCAAGAACUGUUGGCAAGGCAUGGGCCUAGUCUGCUCUAUGAAGAUAUUGUAGCACUAUGAAGUACAUUUGAAUAGAUUUCCUUCUAAUUACUCGCUGUUUGUACUUCUUUCCCUCUGCUUUGUAUCUCAGCACAUUUCAACUCCUUGGCACAUUCUUCAAAUACUCACCUCUGAAUGUUCUUUUGCUCUCAUAGAAAUGGGAGAGUAAGGCCCUUAAUUUUCCCAAGUAAAAGUUACAAUUGCAAAUGGUAGAGAACAAACCUUUUAUUGCUUCUAGUGUGUUUUAAUGUAGUUAUAUUUACUUAAUGAUUGUUUAUAAUAAAGUACAUAUCAAAGAUA